AUGAGACCAAAGCUGAUCCUCGAACGCCAUAUCCCGAGCUUCCGGAUACACGGACUUUUUGAGCCGCCGCAAUACCUCGCCGUAAACCUCCGCCUUCUUCAGCUGGUGGCGGCUGUUGACUGGCGGCGUCUCGACGGCGCUCCUACUCCCGCAGCUCCCAUUAUCUUCCGUCACCCUUUGAGAAUCCGAAAACAUUCAGGUGAAGAACUGAAUCACGCGUCGUUUUCUUCUCUCUCGAAUUCGAAGCAACGAGCUGUAGCAGUGUUACGUACUGUGAAAUUUUCAUCCGAAGACGAUGAAUUUAUAUGUGAUUACUUUUAA
Molecule: messenger RNA, 321 nt
Organism: Striga asiatica
Lineage: Eukaryota; Viridiplantae; Streptophyta; Magnoliopsida; Lamiales; Orobanchaceae
Source: the annotation of a GenBank genome assembly